AUGGUCAUGAACACGUCAAUGGUCAAGUCCAAGUUCCUCAGCAACCCCGAGGACCUCGGCGUUGUUGCUGUUGGUUUCUCUGGCGGACAGUGUAAGAAAGGCGUCGAUGCCGCCCCCAAAGCCCUCAUUGAGUCCGGCCUGCUCACCCAGCUCCGCGACGAGCUGGGCUACAAGCUCCACGGCGACGAUGAGGUGCACCUCUACACCGACCUCGUCCCCGCAGAAGACCCUCCCUUCCGCAACAUGAAGAACCCCAAGGCCGUGUCCUCCGUCACGGAGCGCAUCGCCGAUCAGGUCUACCAGCAGUCGCGCCUCGGCCGCCUGACCCUGACCCUCGGCGGCGACCACAGCAUUGCCAUUGGCACGAUUGCCGGUUCCGCAAAGGCCACCCGCGAGAGACUCGGCCGCGAGAUUGCCGUCAUCUGGGUCGAUGCGCACGCCGACAUCAACACCCCCGAGACGAGCGACAGCGGCAACGUCCACGGCAUGCCGGUGGCUUUCGUCACGGGGCUAGCCAAGGAGUCCAAACCCGAGUACUUUGGCUGGCUCAAGGAUGAGCACAUGCUGAGCAUCAAGAAGCUGGUCUACAUUGGUCUGCGCGACGUGGAUGCCGGCGAGAAGAGGAUUCUGCGGGAGAAUGGCAUCAAGGCUUUUAGCAUGUUUGACAUUGACAGAUAUGGCAUCGGUCGCGUCAUGGAGAUGGCGUUGGCGCACAUUGGCAACGAUACCCCGAUCCACUUGUCAUUUGACGUUGACGCAUUGGACCCCAUGUGGGCGCCGUCGACAGGGACACCGGUCCGCGGCGGCCUCACGUUGAGGGAAGGCGACUACAUCUGCGAGUGUGUGCACGAGACUGGCAGCCUUGUCGCGCUGGACCUCGUUGAGGUGAACCCGUCGCUUGCGGCCGAGCAGGAGGGCGCGGCGUCCGAGACGGUAAGAGCUGGCUGCUCGCUUGUGCGCCGUGCAAAUACUGGCACAAUGGUGGCAUCGACAUUGACGGGCAGCUCCCUCUACGAGAGGCGCGUUGUCGAGCGUGUCCACCGCUAUCAAUGGCCCGGCGUCCAGCUCAACCUCUGGAUACUUGUCAUGCUCGUGGCCGCCUGCCUCGUCAUCGGUGUUUUUGCGUCCUUUAUCGAGACGCAGCAGCAGCUGCUCCUGCCAAUUCCCUGGUACUUUCCCUACUACAUCACCGUUGCAUCCCUCGUCAUCCUCUUCAUCGGCCUCCUCCUCUGGCUAGUCUUCCAGCGUCGUCUCCUCCCGGCCAUUGUCAUGAUCGGCGCCUUCAUUCUCUUCAUACUAUGGUUCGUCGGCCUUGUAGUCGUGAGUAUCCAGCUCUGGGGCCCCGACGGGUCCGUCUCGAGCACGUGCAACCUCGCCGUGUUUAACCGGAGCCCGACGGGGCAGAGUUUGGAUACCCUCGCAUGGCUGGAACAGAAGAGCAUAUGCCAGGCAUGGCAGGCGGUGUUUUCGUUUGCGCUUGUCGGUGCCAUCUUCCUGCUUUGGAUCAUGGUCAUGGCCUACCAAGUGUUUGCCAACUCGUGA
This is a messenger RNA of Colletotrichum godetiae, 1542 nucleotides long. RefSeq names its product arginase-like protein. The transcript has 7 exons. The coding region runs from base 1 to 1542 and encodes 513 amino acids. Gene Ontology annotation, cellular component: nucleus; cytoplasm; cytosol. Gene Ontology annotation, molecular function: manganese ion binding; arginase activity. The record is from RefSeq and is a predicted model, not a curated record. Lineage: Eukaryota; Fungi; Ascomycota; Sordariomycetes; Glomerellales; Glomerellaceae.